AUGGUCACUCCGCGCUUGAUGCGCCUCCCAGAGGAGUUGACAACUCGAGAUUAUGCUCCAAAGUUUUACGGUGUGGCAAAAGCAAUAGCCAAGAAUAAGGAGAAGGCAGUGGUCAUGCUAUCUCGCCAAACUGGCUACAAGGCAUUGCUGGAGAUACUACAGAAGACUGGGAAGAAGCGUGGCUUCAAAGUGGCAACACUCAAGGAACUGAGUGACUUCAAUGAUGCCAGAAGAAAUCUUCGUGGCGAGCGAUUUCGUGUCAUGCUAGCCGAGACCUCUCAGGCUGGAGAAGGAAUCCAGUUCAAGCACGUGCGGCGCCUUCACCUUGUGGAAGUUCCUGUGAGGCACUCCGAAUUGGUGCAGCGCGCAUCACGGUGUGUUCGCAUGGGUGGCCAUGAGGCAGUUGAAGUUCAUUUGACUCAGCUGCCGGGCUUUUUGAGGAAGGGUCCAAGCUCUUUUAUUUACAGAGAGCUCCUCAACGCGAGGGAGGUCAUGUCAAUCCCUGGCUCACGACUUGAGGAAGCCACAGCUGCAUGCAUGAAGGAGCUCAAGAAACGGGAGGUCAAGAACUUGCUCGACUUUCGAAAGGUUCUUCAGGCUGAUGGAGGUGAGAAUCUCAUUGAACUUCUUACUGAGACUGUCUUGGAGAUUCUGGGCAACACCAAUUCAGCUCCUGCACGGCCGUUGGCAGUGUCAAUGUGGCAACUUCGAAAGCGGAAUGAUGAUCUAGUGGCGUUGGAGAAGAAUCUCUUGAAGCAGGCUACUGUGAAAACCGCAGACCAUCUUUUGUUGGAACGCCUCGUUGACAAGGCAGCGACGGCCAGUCCUGUGUGCAGAUGCGAAAAGACUUGA
Molecule: messenger RNA, 852 nt
Organism: Durusdinium trenchii
Lineage: Eukaryota; Dinophyceae; Suessiales; Symbiodiniaceae
Source: the annotation of a GenBank genome assembly